AUGGCGAUACUGGAUUAUCUCGAAUUCAUCAUAGGCAGGAUUCUGUACCCGAUUCGCGGUCAUGAUUCGCGCCAGGUCCUCCAUUGCCCCGCCUUGAAGGGCCUUCCUGAGCCAAACAUGACUCUUGAGGCCCCUGAUAUCGGCCCCUCUGGCUCCAAGUUACCGAUUUAUUGUACUUGCAACGCCGACGAUGGAAGGGGCCGUCUUCCCGAGCUGCACUGGACGGUUCCAGACUGUCACGAGCAAGUCAUAGAGUACGUACUUCUCUGUGAAGACCUUGAUCCACCGAUCCCGUUCCUCGUUUUUCACCACGGCCUCAUCUGGGCUAUUCCUGCCUCCAUCACGAGAAUCCAGUCCAGUGAUGUCCAGCCCGACGAACACGCCAAGAGUUCUCGCCUGACUGUUUCUGGAUGGCGGUUCGUUCCCAACCUGCUCGGGGUGCCGUAUGUAGGUGCUGGGGCGCCCCUCGGUCACGGCAAGCAUCGUUAUGUCUUCACCAUUGUAGCGCUCAAUGAGUCGCUGAAAUUCACGGCCCCCGAGAAGGCAACCAAGAACGAUAUCAAACGUGCUAUGGCGGGCAAGGUCGUCGGCUGGGGGCAGUGGACUGGGGUCUUCGAAAAGCCCUGGCCUCUCUGA
Penicillium bovifimosum is the source of this 636-nucleotide messenger RNA. Its product is annotated as YbhB/YbcL family Raf kinase inhibitor-like protein. NCBI's taxonomy places the organism in Eukaryota, Fungi, Ascomycota, Eurotiomycetes, Eurotiales, Aspergillaceae. The transcript has a single exon. The coding region runs from base 1 to 636 and encodes 211 amino acids. The record is from RefSeq and is a predicted model, not a curated record.